Messenger RNA from Hyla sarda, 4639 nucleotides. RefSeq lists its product as uncharacterized. The transcript has 5 exons. The coding region runs from base 393 to 4145 and encodes 1250 amino acids. The record is from RefSeq and is a predicted model, not a curated record. NCBI's taxonomy places the organism in Eukaryota, Metazoa, Chordata, Amphibia, Anura, Hylidae.
CGACAGCACUGUCCUCUCAGAGCUGGCACCACACUUUCCCAGGCACCUGCAUAGCACACCUUGUUACAGCAGCAAUGCUGGAGCCUGGGCUGGUUGGGACCCUCGGAUGUAAGAGUGAAUUCAUGUUUAACCUUCUAGGAGCUGAGAGGUUACAUUUGGGCUGAGCUCCCCUGAGAAGGUGGUGCCAGGUGUGAGCAGGAAUGUGACUAGUGCGGUUUGUGGAGGGUGGGGCCAGGUUCAGGCAAAUCACCGAGUCAAGCAGCAGGAAUGAGCUAUUUACCUGGCGGAGAGGUGGCCUGCGCCUCAUUUCCUCCUGCUGCCCGGAGACAUGUCCUGCUUGUAGAGCCUGUUCACAUUACUACUAUUCUUCGGCUGGAAGGAUUCUCUACACAAUGAAGAAAAACAGCUCCAUGCAGGGGACUCUGAAUAAGCUAUUUGGGAAGAAAUCAGCAAGUAACACCUCUCUGUAUGCGAACAACCCCCCAUGGAUACUGGUGCAGGGGACCAAGAAGGCGUCUGUAGACUACACUGAAGAAGUGCACAAUUCUUUCGCAUUCCUGGAUGACUCUGGGACAGCAACUUUAAAAUCACGGCCUGGUCCUCGUGUGAGACCCGUGCUUCAGCUUUCUACAAGUAACACAGACACACAAGGAUUAGCUGUACCGACCCCUUCCGUUCCAGCAGGGUUUACAGAUAAUGCCUCUACAGGCAACGGCUCAAAGCUGAAUGGAAGCUACAGAUUGUAUAGUUCCGUUGGAGAUCUUCGAUUCACGAAUUAUGAUGAUGAUGAUGAUUAUGUUGAUGCUGAUGAUGAUCUUGAUGAGAUCCCUGCACCACCAUCUAUGCCGCCACCACCUCCUCCAACCAUGGCACCUCCGCCGCCACCUCCACCACCACCACAAAAAAGUCCUCCUUCAUCCGUUAUUUCAUCUCCACAAUCUCCAAGUCCUCCAGACUUUAUACCCCCUACCCCAAAUUCUUCAGUACCUGUGCCACCUAGUUUUUUGCCAACAGAUCAAUCUGCAGUACAAAGAGUAGAACAGCAUCAAACAAAUAAUGUAACUAAAUGCAAAUCUGAGACUGUUCUUAAUGCAUUUUCUAAAGAUUUGCCCAUGACUUUACCUAAUAGAUUUUCCAUGAAUCCUGCUGCUUUCCAACAUAACCAAGGGCAGACCAAUUUUAGUGCUGAGCCUCAGUCCACAUUGCCAAGGUCCUUCAAAAUACCUCCUCCAGCUCCAGCCAGGACAUCAUCAAUACAGUUGCCUCAAGAGCCUCAGAACAUUGAUUAUUCUAAAGAUCCUCCCCAGAAUCCAGUGCGAUCUAGCUUUAAUCCAAGUUUUCAAGCCAAGCUUUUCACAGCAAAGCAGCAACAGCAAUCUCUUAAUGAUACACUGAAUAAGAGAAAAUCCAUGUUGAUAAUGGAAGAUCUUCCAGACUUCUCAGAAAAGUCUGAUCAGGGAUUAGAAAAAACAGCAAAUAUGACCGAUUCAUUAAACCCUAGAGUGCCUCAAUUAAAAGAGAACACCUCUGUUCUGCAAAAUCUUCAUGUAGCAUUAAACAAGGGAACCAAGAAUGAAGAUAUUAAUCAUAACAAAAUGGAACCUCUAUCAAUAUCUAAGGAGGAUCUUCCAUUGCAGUCCUACCGAAGGCUUAAUAGCAAUGAAGGUGGAUUUACAUCAGUUGUUUCUAAACAAGGUGAAGGGCAAAAAUACUCCCAGAAUGGUGCUGAUCAUAAUACUCUUAACAAACGUGGACACACACAAGAAAUACACAAAACUUUAAAGCCUGCUGUUAAAUGUAUUUCAAUCAAACCUAUUAUAAAUGAGCUUUCAUUAUCAAAUGCAAAUGGGUCUAAACAUAACUCUCUAACAGCAAAGGAGAUGGAAGUAUUGCCUCAAGAGUUGACUAGAAUAAAUAAGGAAGUUUAUCCAAAACCAGAAAAAAGUUCAGAAAAUGUAAAUGAGUGUCCUCCCACACCACCCCUGAAGGCCUCUCUUUCACUACCUGUUCAAAAUAUUACACCACCAAAGACUCCACCAAAGACUCCACCUAUAAGUUCAACAACUCCACCACUCGCUCCGCCUUUUCGCUUGCCUUCACCACUGCUUUCUCCAAAGCCGAAGACCAUUUCUGUCACCCCAAAACAACCAGCACUUGUUCCUCCUCCACCACCACCAAAAGCACCACCUGCACCUCCACCUUUACCAAGUUCUUAUGGCCCAUCAAGUUCGGUACCUUUGCUAGAAGCAUUACAAGCAAAACAGCAGACCCUAAGAAAGAUUCCAAAGUCUAUAGAGGUUAGGCCUGCUCAGACAACACCUAUGCCAAGUGUUGAUAAUGAGCAAAAAAUCAGAGUUGGGAAGAUAAAGGGUGAGUUAGAAGCAUUAUUCUCUCCAAAAAAAGAUGAGAAAAGGGAGAGGCUUAUAAAUUCUCGUAUGGAGGCAAAUAAGAAUUCCAAUGGCAAUUUUUCACAGUCAGGAGGAGAAAAUAAAUUGGUGAAUUCAUUAAUGUUGAAAGUGCCUCUUCUACCUGCUAAAUUAGAGAAAGACGAUGUUGAUGCAGACAAUUCCGAAUGGCUGCCUAAAAGUAAUAACCUGGAUAUUCAGAUACCUGAGCCAGACUAUUUACCAGCAAGCCCUGCUUACAAACUGGAGAAGCCAAUAUAUGCAAAGUUACAAAAUAAAAUUCCAAAAGCAACUCUGGAUAUACCUGUUGCUCCACUGCCAGUUGCUUCCCCUCAAAAAGACACAUCUACAGAAGGUGUGUUUGAGACCUCCAUUCCAACCUACAAGCCACACCGUGAAACAAAGUUAUUGACCGAAAGCAUUAGCUUAGAUGAACUGCCAGUACAAAUUUCACAACCAGUUACAAAUUUUAGUAUAAACCUGGACAGUGUUUCCCAACAUACGGAAAUUGCAAAUGUAGAGCAAGAAGCUCCACUUAAAUCUCCUGCUGAAAGUACAAUUAAUCACCCUGUCACCGGAGAUCAGGUUGAAGCAAAUUCUCCAUUGGCUUUACUAAUGGCAGCACAAAAGCGGGCACAGAAAGCAAAGUCCUUAGAAAGGGGAAAUCUUCCAAAAAUUUCUGUUACAAGUGGGAUUAUUAAGAGUAUAUCUGCCUCUCCAUAUAAUGAAAGAAGAGCAAAUACAUUUGUUGUUUCUCCCUAUAAGGGAAAUACAGGAAACUCUACGGAGGAAGUCACCAGUUUUGCAUCGAACUCAAUCGAAAAUUCAGACUCUGUUUCAAAUUCAUCAACCCAGAAAGAUGGAGUACUCCAGUCUUAUGAUAUAACAAGUACUUUGGAUAGAGAUGCUGAUAAUUCCAAUGACAAGUUUAGUGUACCAUAUGUUUAUAAUUCAGUUGACAUACCGGUUUCUACCACAAACAGGAAUGAAGACUAUUUAAAACCAAAAUCAACAACAUUCGAUAACCGUUUCUCUACCACUGUGCCAAGUUCAACUGAAUCCCCUAGUUUUAAUAUUUCUUCUUUUCCUUCACCGAUCCCUGACCGAAAGAUGGAUACUAAAAUUGAAUAUGAAAUAAUACCACCCCCAGCAGAGUUCAUGAAUAGUCCAGUACAAUCAAUUAGUAGUAGCAUGCAGCAGGAAAACAGAUCACAUGUCUUUGAUCAUGAUACAAGUCUUCAUUCUGAUUUAAGUCCAACUUACGACAGAAUUAAUUCAGUUAUUCAGCCUUUUCCUUCCCUGUCAAACACAAGCAACUUUGGCUAUUACUCAAGUGAUAAUUAUGGCACUGCACAAAGGAGCUCCCUUAUUAAGAAACGACUGUACAUGCCUGAACCAGAGAGUUCAUGGAACUAUGGGAAAAAUACAAGCUCCUUAAGGUCUUCUACUAUGCCAGGGUCUUAUAUCAAUGCAAAGUCUAGCUCUAAUAUGGUUCUAGAUCCACGACGUUCCAACACAACAUCAAGAUUCUUACCUCAGGGUAGGAGAGAUUAUUCUGAGAAUAUGAACCGAAUAGUACCACCAAUGACUGAUCUGAAAUACAAAUCUCAAAGUUCGGAUUACUCAAUGGGACAAUCAUCAUCCAGGGCACAAAGUAAACUCCCACAAGGAAUGACCUUUACUGUCAGACCAGGCACCAGACAACCAAUUUCCCAAAUGUAUCAAGGCGGCUACCUGUGAGCAUGCCACGUUCCUGCCAACUAGCUUGGAUUCUACUUUUUGGUUUCAUGUUUUUAAUUAUAUGAAGCUAUUGCAUUCUUAUAGAAUCUAUUUUUUGUAAUAUUUUAUCAUACUUUCUCUUUUAAUGUUGCUAUUUGUGUCUCUUUAUUUUACAUGUUAUGUGCCUUUUGGUUUACUUCACCAUAAUAUUUUGCUUAAAUACUGAACUUUUGUUGUAUAAAUAUAUAUAUACAUAUCUAUUAAAAAAAAAAAAAAAAAAUAGCCACUGUAUAAAAAAAUGUACAUACGUUUGAAAGGAGAAGUCCUAUGAGAAACCCUACACAAAGCACUUUGUAUUUCAGUGUAUAUUUAUAUAUGUGUUAUAGAAGUUCUUUUUAUGUACUCUCAUAUAAAUGUAAUGUCGUUUAGUGUUACAAGAGAGUGUCUGUCUGAAUUUGCUUUUAAAGAGGAUGCAUAAAGCUUUUGCAUGCUAUAUCCUCAAUAUUAUUUUACAG